AUGGCGUCGACGGGCAACUCGACAAACCUGCCUGUGACUGGGAACGACCCGAACGACGGAUAUUGGGGUGACACGCACGAAGAUGGCCCCGUAGACGAGCAAGAAGCAAGACACGAGUUUGACGAGCUCCAGCGGGAGCUGACGAGACGGAAAAGCUCCAGGACACUCCGGGACGAUGACUUUCACCUCGAGCGCUUCAUGCGCGAUGGCCACCUCGAGAAGCGAGAUCCGAGUACUGGCGAGUCAACCAAGAAGGUCGGUGUUGUAUUCAAAAACCUCACGGUGAAGGGUGUUGGGAGCAGCGUGGCCACCGUUCGCACCCUCCCGCAGGCAAUCGUUGGCACCUUUGGCCCGGAUCUCGCCAGGUUCCUCUCGGCCUGGGUGCCACUCUUCCGGAUGACGAACAACAGCCCGACUCGAGACUUGAUUCGCGAUUUCACAGGAGUGAUCCGGCCGGGAGAGAUGAUGCUCGUGCUUGGACGACCCGGUGCCGGCUGCAGCACGUUUCUCAGAGCCAUCGCCAACGAUCGCGGCUCGUUCCUGGGAGUCGACGGCGAGGUGCUGUACGGCGGAAUUCCAGCCAACAAGAUGGACAAGAGGUUCCGCGGCGAGGUCGUGUACAACGCCGAGGACGACCGCCAUCUCCCCGCCCUCACCGUGGGCCAGACGCUCGACUUUGCCCUCUCCACCAAGACGAAGAAGCGGGAGCGCGGGAACAUUGACCUGAUUGUCAACUCGUUCCUCAAGAUGUUCGCGAUGCCGCACACCAAAAACACACAGGUCGGCGACGAAUACACCCGCGGCGUCUCUGGAGGCGAACGCAAGCGUGUUAGUAUCGCUGAGACGCUGGCGACGAAGAGCACCGUGACGUGUUGGGACAACUCGACCCGUGGCCUUGACGCCUCGACGGCCCUCGAUUACGCUAAGUCGCUUCGCAUCAUGACUGAUGUGUCCGACCGCACGACCCUGACGACGCUGUACCAGGCCGGUGAAGGCAUCUAUGACCUGAUGGACAAGGUCCUUGUCAUCGAUGAGGGCCGCAUGCUGUACCAGGGACCGGCGACUAAGGCAAAGCAGUAUUUCGUCGACCUCGGCUUCUACUGCCCUCCGCGACAGACAACGGCCGACUUCCUCACCUCAGUCUGCGACGUCAACGCCCGCCAGUUCCGCGAUGGCUACGAGGCCAAGUGCCCGAAGACCCCCGAGGAACUCGAGAAGGCGUUCCGACAGAGCGCCGCCUACCAGGCAGUGUUGGACGACGUCCAGGACUUCGAGCAGCAUCUCAGCCAUACCGGACAUGCCGACGCGCAGACUUUCCGAGAGUCGGUUCACGACUCCAAGUCCAGGACUGUUAUGAGCGGAUCGAACUACACCGUCUCCUUCUGGAAGCAGGUCCUCCAGUGUACCCGGCGUGAGUUCUGGCUCAUCUGGGGCGAUAAGACAUCUCUCUACACCAAAUUCUUCAUCAUCAUUAGCAACGGUCUGAUCGUGGGCUCCCUCUUCUAUAACACCCCGAGCAACACCCAAGGCGCAUUCUUGCGCGGGGGUGUAGCGUUCUUCUCCAUCCUGUUCCUCGGAUGGCUGCAAUUGUCCGAGCUGGCCAAGGCCGUUUCGGGACGUUCAGUCAUCUUGCGACACAAGGAAUACGCUUUCUAUCGACCCUCGGCAGUCAACUUGGCUCGCGUGUUGGCAGACUUCCCCAUGCUUCUCGCCCAGGUCAUCAUCUUCGGUCUGAUCAUGUACUUCAUGACCAACCUUGACGUGGAGGCGGGCAAGUUCUUCAUCUACAUGCUGUUUGUCUACGUCAUCACCAUCUGCGUCACGGCUCUGUACCGAAUGUUUGCGGCCUUGUCCCCGACCAUGGACGACGCCAUCCGCUUCUCCGGUAUCGCGCUCAAUCUCUUGAUCCUUUACACGGGCUACACCAUUGCGAAGCCAGUGCUCCUUGAUCAAAAGAUUUGGUUCGGCUGGAUCUACUACAUCAAUCCAAUCAGCUACGCCUUUGAAGCUGUCUUGACCAACGAAUUCUCCGGCCGCGACAUGCAAUGCGCCCCCAGCCAGCUCGUUCCCCAGAUUCCCGGUAUUGACCCUCAAUAUCAAGGAUGCGCGAUUGCCGGAUCGCAGCCUGGAAACCCCACGGUCCCGGGUGCACGAUACAUCAGCGAGCAGUUCAACUACAGCCGGUCGAACCUGUGGCGAAACUUUGGUGUUGUCAUUGCAUUCGCGGUUCUGUACAUCCUGAUCACGGUUGGCGCCACUGAGGUGCUGUCAUUUGCCAGCUCCGGGGCUGGCGCGCUCGUGUUCAAGUCCUCGAAGAAGACCAAGGCGCGUCAGGGUAAGGCCGACGUGGAGGAAGCAGGUCGUCGAGCCUCGGAUGCCGCAAUUGAACGGCAGCGAACGCCGGACGAGGUGUUGGAGCAGUUCGCGAGAAGCGAGCAGAUCUUCACUUGGGAGAACCUCAACUACACUGUGCCGACGGCGCAGGGGCCGAAGAAGCUCCUCAAUGACGUCCACGGUUACGCCAAGCCUGGGGUGUUGGUCGCCCUGAUGGGAGCCAGUGGUGCAGGCAAGACAACCCUCCUGAACACAUUGUCGCAGCGCCAGUCAGUGGGUGUUGUGGAAGGCCAGAUGCUGGUCGACGGCAAAGGACUCCAGCCAGAUUUCCAGCGCAGAACUGGCUUUGUCGAGCAGAUGGAUCUGCACGAGGGCAGUGCGACGGUGCGAGAGGCUCUCGAGUUCUCUGCGCUCCUCAGGCAAGGGCGAGAAGUGCCCCGCGAAGAGAAGCUGGAGUACGUCGACAAGGUCAUCGACCUCCUGGAGCUUGGAGACAUCGCCGACGCCAUUGUUGGCUCUCUGGGCGUCGAGCCUAAGAAGAGACUGACGAUCGGCGUGGAACUCGCCGCGAAGCCGUCGCUCCUGCUGUUCCUUGACGAGCCAACAAGUGGCCUCGAUUCGCAAUCCGCCUACUCGAUUGUCCGAUUCCUGCGGAAGCUAUGCGCGGCCGGCCAAGCGAUUGUCUGCACGAUCCACCAGCCUUCGUCCGAGCUGAUCGAGCUUUUCGACCACAUCCUGGCGCUGAACCCCGGCGGCAACACCUUCUACUUCGGGCCUGUGGGACAGAACGGUCGCGCAGUCGUCGACUACUUCGCGGCUCGCGGCGCAAAGUGCCCCGAAGGCAAGAACGUCGCCGAGUUCCUCAUCGAGACGUCUGCCUCGGCGCGCGAGCACUGGAAUGAGCAGUGGCGCAUCUCUGACGAGAACAAAGCCCUCCACCAGGAGAUUCAGCGCAUCAAGAGCGAGCGCAGUGCGGUCCCCGAAAACAAGGACGUUCUGCAGCACGAGUUCGCCGCUCCGGUGUCCCAGCAGAUUCUGCUUCUGACGAAGCGCAUGUUCCUCAAUCAGUGGAGAGCCCCGAGCUACAUCUACGGCAAGCUAUUUACAGCCAUCAUCGUCGGCAUCUUCAAUGGCUUCACCUUCUGGAAGCUUGGCGAUACUGUCAACGACAUGCAGAGCCGGAUGUUCACAUCGUUCCUCAUCUUGCUCAUUCCGCCGACCGUUCUCAACGCCAUUUUGCCGAAGUUCUACAUGGAUAGGGCGAUCUGGGAGGCUAGAGAAGGUCCCAGCCGUCUCUAUGGCUGGGUGGCAUUCUGCACGGCGUCCGUCGUCUCGGAAAUUCCUGGCUCAUUCAUCGCGGGUGUGCUGUACUGGGUACUCUGGUAUUGGCCUACUGGCCUUCCGACCGACUCGUCGACCUCUGGUUACGUGUUCCUGAUGACGAUGCUCUUCUUCCUGUUCCAGUCCAGCUGGGGACAGUGGAUCUGCGCCUGGGCCCCAAGUUUCACCGUCAUCAGCAACGUGCUGCCCUUCUUCCUGGUCAUGUUCUCGUUGUUCAAUGGCGUUGUUGUUCCGUACGCGCAGCUCAACGUCUUCUGGAAGUACUGGCUCUACUACAUCAACCCCAGUACGUACUGGAUCAGUGGUGUUUUGGCAGCCACUCUUCCCCAUCAAGUGGUUCGGUGUGCGCAGAACGAAGCCGCGCACUUCAAUAUUCCCUCGGGCCAGACAUGCAUGGAGUUUGCGCAAAGUUUCGUCGAGAAGGCAGGCGCCGGCUACUUGGUCGACCCAGAUGCGACGGGAUCCUGCAGCUACUGCCCGUACGCCAACGGCACGGAGUACUUGGACGCCUUGAGCAUCAAGGCUAGCCAGAAGUGGCGCGACUUUGGCAUCUUCCUUGCCUUCUGUGUGUCGAAUUGGGCGCUGGUCUACUUUUUCAUCUACACCGUCCGCGUGCGAAAGUGGUCAUUUGGGUUUGGGCUUUUGUUCAAAUAUCUUUAG
Molecule: messenger RNA, 4335 nt
Organism: Purpureocillium lilacinum
Lineage: Eukaryota; Fungi; Ascomycota; Sordariomycetes; Hypocreales; Ophiocordycipitaceae
Biological process (GO): transmembrane transport
Cellular component (GO): membrane
Molecular function (GO): ATP binding; ABC-type transporter activity; ATP hydrolysis activity
Source: RefSeq, a predicted model, not a curated record